UUGCAGUAACGUCGAGCUUCUCGUGCGUGCACCACACGGAAUACACGCAGUUCGCGUGACAGGUGACCAUUCUGGUUUACGAGCGAAUAUACAACGCGAUGUAAAUCACGUUCGUUCCACGCGUGUGAUCGAGGAUCGAUCGAAUCACCGAUUUCGGUUCGAUCGAUGAGACACGAACGACGUUGGAUCGUUCAGGAAUAAAUCGUGCACGGUGAUCGAUAAUAGUUUCGGGCGCGAUUGAUAAAAAGAAAAACGACGAGUGAUACUGCGGUCAGCGGGAUGACUAGCGUUUCUGGAAUCUUAUAAAGAGGAUUGAUAAAGCCAGAUAUAGUUCAGUCUCCGAGGGCCUCGCGUUCAUCUCGCGUCGAUCGUUCGGCCCAGUUUCUCCGUGAACCACGACCGAGCGUGUCGGGAUCAGUGAACGACCGGCAGUUGUCCACGCGAGUGAAGGAAACGCGUGACGAAAUCAAGAAUUUUCGCGAGAUAAAUCGAGUGACCUUGCGCUUACCACUCAGAGUUACAAUGAACCGUGAAGCACAUAAUUGAAAUCGCGAACUCGAAUCGGGAUUGAAUUACGAACGUUCCCGUAAUAUUUUACACGGUAUGAGGAUCGCUCUUCCACGAACGAGUUUGUAUAUGGAGAAUUACACAUCAGACUCGAGCGACUCGGACUCGAGCGCGAAGACGCUGGACCUUUCUUACCUGAUGCUCGAUACGCAAGUACUGAACGAUCAUUUCGUGAACGCGAAAAAUCCUGAACACGUGGACACGUUGUUACUGCAUCAAAAUCGUUUGAACAGCGUACCGCCGACGAUAGUCAGGUUCACGAAUUUGAACUCGUUGGACGUGUCAAACUGCGGCCUUUACCAGCUAUCGGACUUCCUCGGCGACUGUCCCCUGUCCUGUCUAGUGGCCAAGCACAACAAUUUGACCAACGAUUUCUUACCGAAAUGUUUUAAAAAUUUGUCUGGCCUCAGAGAGCUGAACCUCAGCGGGAACCGACUGACGGACUUCCCGGAACAGAUACUCGAUCUGACGGAUCUCAAGUACCUCUACUUGGGAGGCAACCAGAUCACCGAGAUCAGCAAAGAUGUUUGGAAACUGCAGAGAUUGCAGGUGCUGUCGAUGGGCGGAAAUCGGCUGACGGAGGUCCCGUCGACUCUGGGCGAACUGAAGUCUCUUCAAGCGUUGGUGCUCUGCGACAACAUGUUGGAGAAUCUUCCCAGUUCCAUAGCGAAAUUGACGAAUCUCAAGUCGUUGUUGCUUCACAAGAACAGGCUGACGACGCUACCCACCGAGAUCAUCACGCUCAAAUGUCUGACAGAGUUAUCGCUGAGGGACAAUCCACUGGUGGUUCGAUUCGUAUCUGACAUGACGCACGAUCCUCCGUCCUUGUCGGAACUGGCCGCUAGAGUGAUAAAAAGCAGCGACAUCAAAUACGAUGAGGAGAGUAUACCAAGAAACCUGGUGGAGUAUCUAAACAGUAGCCAUCGUUGCGUCAAUCCAAAGUGUAAAGGUGUAUUCUUCAACAACAGAGUGGAGCACGUCAAGUUCGUCGACUUCUGCGGGAAAUAUCGUCUGCCAUUGCUGCAAUAUCUCUGCAGCAGCAAAUGCAUAGAGUCGCGUGACGGAGAUCAAGUGGUCAGCGGCGCGAUGAUAAGAAAGGUUCUCCUGGGUUGAUCACGCACUACGGAUCGAUCGUUUCGGUCGACGUAAAAUCGAUUAAACAGGAUAAAAAUGUGAAUACAAUUUUUCCACGUAAAAUCCCAGAACUGAUUUCGCCUCGUACUGGCGCGUCUCGAACGUCCCUUGUACAAUUCCAAAUAUAAAUCUCGACGAGUCUCUUCUUCAUUAACGCGUUGCGUACUCCACCGUCAGGAAUGAAACCGCAGUCUGUUAA
Ceratina calcarata is the source of this 1900-nucleotide messenger RNA. Its product is annotated as leucine-rich repeat-containing protein 58. Gene Ontology annotation, molecular function: protein binding. The transcript has 7 exons. Lineage: Eukaryota; Metazoa; Arthropoda; Insecta; Hymenoptera; Apidae. The coding region runs from base 604 to 1680 and encodes 358 amino acids. The record is from RefSeq and is a predicted model, not a curated record.